CUCCUCCGGCUCGUCGGCUACGUCGCGGGCGACUGGCCCGGCACCGUCGCGGGCGCCUACGACGCGCUGCUCGCGGCCCUGCCCGACGACGCCGCGGCGAAGCUGCUCCUCUGUUCCAUCUGGGUCUCGGGCGGCGCCCUGUUCCCCGCGGAGCUCGUCGACGUCGUCGGCGAGAAGCCCGCGAAGGCGCUCGCGGCCGCGCUCCGCGGCGCCGCGCUCCGCGAGGCGGCGCCCGUCGUGCGCUUCGUCCACCAGCAGGCGCGCGACGCCGUCGAGCGGCGCUGGCUCGGGAAGAAGGGCGCGAAGCGCGACGCGCACGCCGUGCUCUUCCGCUACUUCGCCGCGCGCUACGACGGCGGCGACGCGGGCGCGCAGGUCCUCUCGCGGCUGCCGGCGCACGCCGUCGGCGCCGGCGACGCCGCCGCCGCGAAGAGGUACCUCUGCGCCGUGGCCUACGGCGAGCGCAAGUGCGCGGCGGGCCUCGCCGGCGACCUCGCGCGCGACUACGAGGCCGCGGCGCGCGCGUUUCCAAAGGAGCGCGCGUUCCGCGACUUCGCGGAGACGGCGCGGGCCAACGCGCACGUCCUGGGCCCGGACCGCUGGGUCGCGGGCCUCUGGGCGCAGCAGGCGCGGAACGCGCGACGCACGUCCGAGGUGCGCGCCGCCGCGCCCGACGCCGGCGGCCUCUUCCUCUGGCGGAACGGCGACGAGAAGCCGCCGCCCUGCGUCGCGACGUUCGCGAACCCCGCGUGCGACUUCUGGGCCGCGUCCGCGUCCCGGAGCGGGACGCGCGUCGCCUGCGGCGGCUCGGACCGCAAGGUCCACGUCCUCGACGGCGACGGCAACGAGCGCGCGCUGCUCGCGGGCCACGGCGACGACGUCUCGCUCGUCGCGUUCUCGCCGUCGCGCGAGCACCACCUCCUGAGCGUCGCGCGCCGGGGCGACGGCGGCUCCGACGCGUUCCUCUUCGACGUGGACACGGCCGAGAAGCUCGCGGCCUACGACGUGCCCGAGGGCUUCGUGUGCGACGCGCGCUGGGCGCCCGACGGCGAAAGGUUCGCGCUCGCGCUCGGCGCCGCGUCCGUCGUCUUCGCGGGCGACGGGUCGUCGAACGCGCGCCUGGCGACCGUCGACGGCGGCGCGGCCGCCGUCUGCUUCUCCGCGGACGGCGCGUCGCUGCUGGCCGCGCGGGGGACGGCGCUCGCGGCGUGUCCGAUCGGCGCGUCGGCGGCGCCGUCGGCCUUCGCCGCGGCCCACGACGAGAAGAUCAACGCCGUCGACGCCGUCGAGGCCUGCGUCGCGACGGCCGGCGACGACGGCAGGGUCGCGCUCUACGACGCGACGACGGGGACCGUCGCCCGCGUCGUCGCGGCGCACGGCGACGUCGCCAAGGUCGUGCGGCUCUUUCGCUUCCAGGACGAGCUCUGGGCGCUGUCGGGCUCCGAGGACCGGACCGCGCGGUUGAUCUGCGCGAAGACGGGCGCGUCGCACGCGCUCCGGGGCCACAGCGCGGCCGUGUCCGCCGUCGCGCCCUUCGGCGGCUUUUGCGCGACGGCGGGCGACGACGGCACAGGCGAGCGGCACGAGGGCGUCGUCGACGACGCGGCGGCGGCCUGGGGCGAGGCCCUGGCGGCCGAGCGCGACGGCUCGCCGGAGGACGACGGCCCGGGGGGGCCCAAGCCCCACAUCUACAGCCUCUCGCGGGCUAACGACGCGGACAAGCUCGUGGACCACGUGAAACAGCGGCUGAAACGCGAGGAGAAGGACCUCGCGUCGCUGCAGGAGGGCGACGGCGACUUCCGCAUGAAAGCGGACCGCGUCGCCAUGCUCCAGCGGUUCGUCGCCAUCUUCCAGUACAAGGGCGCCGACCCCCCCGACCAGCUCUUCCCCUUCCCCGUCGUCCCGGAGGGCGCCGUCGACGAGGCGUACAUCGUCGCGCUCCCCACGGUCGUCGAGGACGGCUAG
Molecule: messenger RNA, 1965 nt
Organism: Aureococcus anophagefferens
Lineage: Eukaryota; Pelagophyceae; Pelagomonadales; Pelagomonadaceae
Exons: 2
Biological process (GO): telomere maintenance via recombination
Cellular component (GO): telomerase holoenzyme complex
Molecular function (GO): telomerase RNA binding; telomerase activity; protein binding
Source: RefSeq, a predicted model, not a curated record